AUGAGUUUUAUCUUUGCAAAAAAGGAGAGCAUUGGGAAACAAUAUUUCAAAUUAGUUAAAAACCAAUUAAAAGUCUGUGAUGGUUCAAAAUAUCUUCUUAUUAACAAAUGUAAUUUUAAAUUUUCUAAUGAAAAUGAAAGUACUGUAGAACUAAAUGUCAAUGAACAAUGUAAUGAUACUUUAAUUCUUGCAAAUACUGGUAAAAAAGAAAUAACUAUUUCUUUUGAAAAAGGAAAAAAUUCAAACAAGUAUCAACUCGAACCAAUACCUGCAAUUUAUAAACUUAAACCAAAUGAAGCUCAUGAUUUUACAUUGAGAAUGACACCAUUAUGUAGUUCUAAAAUCAAUGAAACACUUUAUGUUGUAGCAGAAAGUAAAAAAGAAGGUAUUGAAAAACAAAAAAUCCAGAUAGAGUUUUCGACAAAAAUAAGUGAUUAUAUUGAUAAUUGUGAUAUUGAUGAGAGAGAAUUUUUAGGACUUAAUGAAUAUAAAGACAUGAUUUGGAGAGGGUAUUGUCGUGGUAAACCAGUUAUAAUUGACUAUCGUACUAAUGAAGAUCAUCAAUUAUUUGAAAGAGAAGUAAAGGUUCUUGAGUCUAUGAAGUGCCCAACAAUUUGUUAUUUUUAUGGGGCAUGUCAUUUACCUCAUCAUGAAUGCUUAAUUUUUGAUUAUUAUGAACUUGGUCCAUUAAAUAAAAUUAUAUCAGAAAGAGAAAUGCCAUCUGAAAAAAUUAGAGCAAAAAUAUGUUUUGAUAUUGCCAAAGCAUUAUUUUAUAUGCAUGAAAAUGGAGGAAUUCAUAGAGAUGUAAGAUUAGAAAAUAUUUAUGGUAUUUCUUUAGAGUCAUCAAUGGAAGUUAAUGUUAAACUCGCUGGUUUUUCAAAGGCAAGAACAUUUAGUAUCCAAUGGAAAGAUAAAGAAGAAUUUUCUGAAGAAACAGGAACUUCAAUUUAUAUGUCACCAGAACUUCUUCAACAUGAAAAAUAUGAUACAAAAGUCGAUGUUUUUGCAUUUGGAGUAACAAUGAUUCAAGUAAUCAACUGGAAAAUUUAUAAAUCAAAAGAAUUAUUAAUGACUGCUUAUGAACAAGAAAAAGAAUUUGGUAAUGAUUUCCUUUCAAGUGAAUUAAAAGACAUAAUUGAAAGAUGUUUAGAAAAAGAGCUAAAUAAACGAGCUACAAUGGGUGAUGUUGUACAAUUAUUUAGAGAAUAUUUUUCAUAA
Entamoeba nuttalli P19 is the source of this 1218-nucleotide messenger RNA. Its product is annotated as protein kinase domain containing protein. The transcript has a single exon. NCBI's taxonomy places the organism in Eukaryota, Evosea, Mastigamoebida, Endamoebidae. Gene Ontology annotation, molecular function: ATP binding; protein tyrosine kinase activity. Gene Ontology annotation, biological process: protein phosphorylation. The record is from RefSeq and is a predicted model, not a curated record. Bases 1 to 1218 code for a protein of 405 amino acids.